AUGGAAGGAGAGAACGUGAGUGAAGAGGAAGAGAGGAGGAUUUGCAGGAGAAGAGACAGAGGGGAACCCGUUCUGGAGAGGAGGAUUGAUCACAAGCGGGAACUGGAGCUGGAUGUCUCUGAGCGCCGCAGCCGCCAGACACGGGACAGAGAGGAGAGAGGGGUCAUCAUCGACCGGAGAGAGACACGGGAGCUGGACGGUGAUGGAAGGAGAGAACGUGAGUCAGUGAGGUAUGAAAGGACACAGCAGAGCAGAGAAACAGAAGCAGAAGCAGAAGCUGAUGUGAAAAUCCACAGAGAGAUCCGUGAACUGGAGUCAAGGGAGGAGCUCAGAAGGAGGGAACGUCCCCGUGAGCGUGAGGAGGAAGAGAGGAGGACUCUCCGGGGAAGAGAGAGGGAAGAGCCCGUUCUGGAGAGGAGGAUUGAUCGCCAACGGGAGCUGGAGGUCUCUGAGCGCCGCAGCCGCCAGACACGGGACAGAGAGGAGAGAGGGGUCAUCAUAGACGAGAGAGAGAGACGGGAGCUGGACGGUGAUGGAAGGAGAGAACAGAGAUCCGUGAACUGGAGCCCCGUGAAGAGUUCGGAACGGAGGGAACGUCCCUGUGAAUGUGAGGAGAGAGAGGAGUUCUGCAGGAGAAGAGACAGAGAGGAGCCUGUUCUGGAGAGGAGGGUCGAUCACCAAAGGGACCUGGAGUUGGAAGUCUCUGAGCGUCGCAGCCUCGAGACGCGGGACAGGGAGGAGAGAGGGGUCACCAUCGACCGGAGAGAGACACGGGAGCUGGACGGUGAUGGAAGGAGAGAACGUGAGUCAGUGAGAUACGAAAGGACACGGGAGAGCAGAGUAGCAGAAGUAGAAGCAGAAGCUGAUGUGAAGCUCCACAGAGAGAUCCGUGAACUGGAACCCCGUGAGGAACUCAGGCGGAGGGAACGUCCCUGUGAGCGUGAGGAGGAAGAGAGGAGGAUUCUCCGUGGAAGAGGGAGGGAAGAGCCUGUGCUUGAGAGGAGAAUUGAUCGCCAACGGGAGCUGGAGGUCUCUGAGCGCCGCAGCCGCCAGACACGGGACAGAGAGGAGAGAGGGGUUAUCACUGACCAGAGAGAGAGAAGAGAGCUGGAAGGUGAUGGAAGGAGAGAACGUGAGUCAGUGAGAUAUGAAAGGACACGGGAGAGCAGAGAAGCAUCAGCAGAAGCUGAUGUGAAGCUCCACAGAGAGAUCCGUGAAGUGGAGCCUCGUGAAGAGUUGGAAAGGAUGGAACGUCCCCGUGAAUGUGAAGAGAGGAGGAUUUGCAGGAGAGGAGACAGAGAGGAGCCUGUUCUGGAGAGGAGAGUCGAUCGCCAAAGGGACCUGGAGCUGGAGGUCUCUGAGCGCCGCAGCCGCCAGACACGGGACAGGGAGGAGAGAGGGGUCACCAUCGACCGGAGAGAGACACGGGAGCUGGAAGGUGAUGGAAGGAGAGAACGUGAGUCAGUGAGGUACGAAAGGACACGAGAGACCAGGGUAGCAGCAGCAGAAGCAGAAGCUGAUGUGAAAAUCCACAGAGAGAUCCGUGAACUGGAACCCCGCGAGGAGCUCAGAAGGAGGGAACGUCCCUGUGAGCGUGAGGAGGAAGAGAGGAGGAUUCUCCGGGGAAGAGAGAGGGAAGAGCCCAUUCUGGAGAGGAGGGUCGAUCGCCAAAGGGACCUGGAGCUGGAGGUCUCUGAGCGCCGCAGCCACCAGACACGGGACAGGGAGGAGAGAGGGGUCAUCAUCGACCGGAGAGAGACACAAGAGCUGGACGAUGAUGGAAGGAGAGAACGUGAGUCGGUGAGGUACGAAAGGACACGAGAGACCAGGGUAGCAGCAGCAGAAGCUGAUGUGAAAAUCCACAGAGAGAUCCGUGAAGUGGAGCCCCGGGAGGAGCUCAGAAGGAGGGACCGUCCCUGUGAGCGUGAGGAGGAAGAGAGGAGGAUUCUCCGGGGAAGAGAGAGGGAAGAACCUGUUCUGGAGAGGAGGGUCGAUCGCCAAAGGGAGCUGGAGGUCUCUGAGCGCCGCAGCCGCGAGACACGGGACAGGGAGGAGAGAGGGGUCAUCAUCGACCGGAGAGAGACACGGGAGCUGGAAGGUGAUGGAAGGAGAGAACGUGAGUCAGUGAGGUAUGAAAGGACAAGAGAAUCCAGGGUGGCAGCAGCAGAAGCCGACGUGAAAAUCCACAGAGAGAUCCGUGAACUGGAACCCCGUGAGGAACUCAGGCGGAGGGAACGUCCCCGUGAGCGUGAAGAGGAAGAGAGGAGGAUUCUCCGGGGAAGAGAGAGGGAAGAGCCUGUUCUGGAGAGGAGGAUCGAUCAACAACGAGAGCUGGAGGUGGAGGUCUCUGAGCGCCGCAGCCGCCAGACCCGGGACAGGGAGGAGAGAGGGAUCAUCAUCGACCAGAGAGAGAGAAGGGAGUUGGACGGUGAUGGAAGGAGAGAACAGAGAUCCGUGAACUGGAGCCUCGUGAGGAGCUCAGAAGGAGGGAACGUCCCUGUGAGCGUGAGAGAGGAAGAGAGGAGGAUUCUCCGGGGAAGAGAGAGGGAAGAGCCCAUUCUGGAGAGGAGGAUUGAUCGCCAAAGGGACCUGGAGCUGGAUGUCUCUGAGUGCCGCAGCCGCCAGACACGGGACAGGGAGGAGAGAGGGGUCAUCAUCGACCGGAGAGAGACACGGGAGCUGGAAGGUGAUGGAAGGAGAGAACGUGAGUCAGUGAGAGAGAUCCGUGAACUGGAACCAAGGGAGGAGCUCAGAAGGAGGGAACUUCCCCGUGAGCGUGAGGAGGAAGAGAGGAGGACUCUCCGGGGAAGAGAGAGGGAAGAGCCUGUUCUGGAGAGGAGGGUCGAUCAACAACGAGAGCUGGAGGUGGAGGUCUCUGAGCGUCGCAGCCGCCAGACACGGGACAGAGAGGAGAGAGGGGUCAUCACUGACCAGAGAGAGACACGGGAGCUGGAAGGUGAUGGAAGGAGAGAACGUGAGUCAGUGAGAUAUGAAAGGACACGGGAGAGCAGAGAAGCAGAAGUAGAAGCAGAAGCUGAUGUGAAAAUCCACAGAGAGAUCCGUGAACUGGAGCCUCGUGAGGAGCUCAGAAGGAGGGAACGUCCCUGUGAAGGUGAAGAGGAAGAGAGGAGGAUUCUCCGGGGAAGAGAGAGGGAAGAGCCUGUGCUGGAGAGGAGAAUCGAUCGCCAAAGGGAGCUGGAGGUCUUUGAACGUCGCAGCCGACAGACACGGGACAGAGAGGAGAGAGGGGUGAGCAUCAACCGGAGAGAGACCCGCGAGGAGACCAUACUCGAGGUCCUCGAAGAAGAGGAGGAGGUGGAUGAAGGACGAAGCCUCUACCAAACCAUAGAGGUGGACAACAGGGACCUCUGCCCCCCAGGAGAGGAAGGUCCUGUGAGUGACCUGAGGGUCCGCUACAUCCCGGCUGACCCCGCGGAGCGGCCGGAGGUGCGGGUGGUCCCCCAGCCCUGCGAGCCCCAGACCAUCGCCUACCUGGUGCACGUGCUCCAGAACGGGAGUGACGCCAGCGCCGCCACCUACGAGAUUGUCUGUCACCAGCCUGACAACCCAGGCCAGCCCCUCUGCGUCAGGAAGUGCUACGUGUCUGCCAAGCCACCGACCGUCCCCUGCGACCGGAGUGACCGCCCGGAGCCGCCAACCCGGGGGGACGAGAGAGAAAGUGGGGAGCCUGAACUGCCACCUUCCAGCUGCCAGGAAAACACCAGGGAUCUCGGUGGGGAGAGAGCUGGGGCAGGGGUGAAGGAAGGAGCCCACCAGGCCUGCGAGCGAGAUGCUGUGAAAGGUGACCCUCGCAGGGCGAAGACCAAGGAGGUCCCCAACACGGAAAAGAAUCAGCCCCAGGGAGAUGGAUCGAAAGCUGCCAGGGAGAAGGUCCCACGGGAGCCCGGAUCCAGCUGCCAGGUGAGGGAGCGUGAGGACAGGAAGACCAAGAGUUGUCCACCUCUGCUCCAGGCUCCAGAGCCACGGGAAGCUCGUGAGUCAGACCGGCGAGACGCCGACGAGAGCCGUGCCCGUGCGCCCCGGAGAGAAGAGACCGGCCGCGUCCGCCAGGACGUCGAGCUUCUCCCACCUGAAAAGAGCUGCCAGGAGGAGACCUGCAAGAAGCCCCGGCAAGCUGGGGAUUCCCAACUUCCACGGGAGGAGGAGCCGCGUCCUGGCACCAAGCAGAGCCAGGGAAGCCCCGGCCUCCUGAUCUCCCAGGAGGAACCGAGUCGUCCCGCGGGGAUGAAGCCAAAGCGUCUUAAGGGGGAAGCUGGAGGGGCUCCUCCAAGUCCUUUUGAGGAUCAUUUCGGCCCUGUUUCAGUUCAGGAUGUGGUGGCGCAGAAGUGA
Molecule: messenger RNA, 4350 nt
Organism: Myiozetetes cayanensis
Lineage: Eukaryota; Metazoa; Chordata; Aves; Passeriformes; Tyrannidae
Product: trichohyalin-like
Exons: 5
Coding region: 1-4350 (1449 amino acids)
Source: RefSeq, a predicted model, not a curated record